UAAAAAUUAAAAACUCCAAAUUCCCAUAUUUUUCUCAGCCCUUAUAUACCUUUUUAAAAUUCGAGCACAACACUAGCACCCGCAAAUUUGGCCUAAAGCACGCUAAAAGAGCAUCUCAGCUGGUCGACGACGCAAUUCGCCAGUUUAUUUUAGCAAACAAUAGGACAAAACAGAGCAAUGUUUUCGAUUUUCGGGAAACGCAAGCCCGCGGAAACACCCACAGAGGAUCAGCCCAUCCAGGGGCCGGCGGAUGCCUCCCGUCCAGGCACGAGCGGCGAUGAUUUUGUGUUUAUAGAGAGGAAACCAGGACCGGAUGCUCCUCAUACGGGUGUUCCAUCCGGCUCCAUGUAUCCACCCAUGCCGCCAGCGAGCUACCUGCCCUAUCCGCCGAUGCCAGGACCAGGCGGUCAGGUGAAGCAGCCCGGCGCCCAAGGACCCGUCAACUACUUGCAGGACAUUCCCUUUGAGCUGGCACCCGAACUGGCCACCAAGGAUCGAUACACCAGCACCCAAAUGCAGGUGGACAGCAUCCUGGCGCUGCUCACGCGCCAACUGUCCGUGGACGAGCUGGCCGAGGAGUAUACCUUCGCCCUAGAGCGAUCCGUGCAAAACGAGUGUUACUAGCAUUAGUCCGUAGAUCCACUGGUUAAUAUACAUAUAAUAAAACGUUGCUUAUUUAAUUCUUAAUUAUAAUCUGAA
Molecule: messenger RNA, 699 nt
Organism: Drosophila erecta
Lineage: Eukaryota; Metazoa; Arthropoda; Insecta; Diptera; Drosophilidae
Exons: 1
Coding region: 178-624 (148 amino acids)
Source: RefSeq, a predicted model, not a curated record